Lasiosphaeria miniovina is the source of this 939-nucleotide messenger RNA. RefSeq lists its product as uncharacterized. The transcript has 3 exons. Lineage: Eukaryota; Fungi; Ascomycota; Sordariomycetes; Sordariales; Lasiosphaeriaceae. The record is from RefSeq and is a predicted model, not a curated record. Bases 1 to 939 code for a protein of 312 amino acids. Gene Ontology annotation, cellular component: nucleus.
AUGUCGAAGCUUCUGACCGUCUUUGGCGGCACUGGUACCCAAGGCGGCUCCGUCAUUCGAGCAGUCCUGGCCGACGCAGCCCUGCCCAAGACCUUCAAGAUCCGCGCUGUCACCCGCGAUGUGUCUAAGCCCCCCGCCCAGCUCCUAGCUCAACAGGGUAUUGAAGUAGUCGCCGCCGACAUGAACUCCCAGCCCUCCCUCGCCAACGCACUCAAGGGAACCCACACUCUCUUCCUCGUCACUCUGCCCGACUUCGUUACCGGGGCAGCUCCGGGUACCGAAUUCGAGCAGGGCAAGAACGUCGCCGAAGCCGCCAAGGAUGCGGGAGUGCAGCAUCUUGUCUUCUCAUCCCUUAUCAACGUCACCGAUGCCUCCAACGGUCGGCUGCCGCACGUGGCGCACUUUGACCGCAAGGCCGACAUUGAGAAGCACAUUCGAUCGCUGGGAAUUCCGGCCACCUUUAUCCAACCGGGCUACUACAUGACCAAUUUCACAAACCUGCAGCUUCUGAGGAAGGGUGAUGAUGGGUCGUAUACCCUGGCGGGGCCCACCAGUGCGACCAAGGCCCAGUUGCCGCUCUUCUUCCCCGAGAGCGACAUGGGCAAAUACUUCGUGGCGGUAGUCAAGAACCGCAGCAAGGUCCUGGGCAAACAGGUCCACGCCGCCGCUGACUAUUACACUCCCACCCGCAUCAUGGCCGAGUUCCAGGAGGUGACGGCGAAGAAAGGGCAGUAUGUCCAGCUCGACCAGGAUGUGUAUCUAGGCUUUCUUCCACCGCCAAUUGCGCAGGAGAUCUUGGAGAACGAGCUACUGUGCGAGGAUCCUGGUUUCUUUGCGGGAGGUUCGCUGACCGAGGGCCAUGAGCUGCUUGCUGAGGUUGGUCUGGCGCCGACCACGUGGAAGGAUUUCUUGAGCGGCAAAAAGGACCUCUUUGUCUGA